Messenger RNA from Archocentrus centrarchus (flier cichlid), 7132 nucleotides. It is a transcript of the gene pxdn, whose product is annotated as peroxidasin. The record is from RefSeq and is a predicted model, not a curated record. The transcript has 23 exons. NCBI's taxonomy places the organism in Eukaryota, Metazoa, Chordata, Actinopteri, Cichliformes, Cichlidae. Gene Ontology annotation, biological process: response to oxidative stress. The coding region runs from base 46 to 4449 and encodes 1467 amino acids. Gene Ontology annotation, molecular function: peroxidase activity; protein binding; heme binding.
GCAGCUGGUCGCUCGGUGCUCCUGCUCGGCUCUGCUCGGUUAGAAAUGGCGCUGCGGGCUGCCCUCCUCUCCGCGCUGCUGCUGCUCUGCGUCGGGCCGCGGUUCGGGCUCUGCUGUCCGAGCCGCUGCUUGUGUUUCCGAACCACCGUGAGAUGUAUGCAUCUGAACCUGGAGACGGUCCCGGCAGUCUCUCCUCAGACCACCAUUCUCGACCUGAGGUUCAACAAAAUCAAGGACUUGCAGCCGGGUUCCUUCAGACGAUUAAAGAACCUCAACACCCUUCUUCUCAACAACAAUCAUAUACGAAGGAUCCCCAGGGGGGCAUUCGAAGACCUGGAAAACCUUAAAUAUCUCUAUUUGUACAAGAAUGAAAUCCAAUCAAUUGACAGACAGGCAUUUAAGGGGCUUGUCUCUCUUGAGCAACUGUACCUGCACUUCAACAACAUUGAGUCUUUGGAACCAGAAUCCUUCACUCAUCUACCGAAGCUGGAGCGACUGUUCUUGCACAAUAACAGGAUCACCCAGCUUGUGCCAGGAACCUUCUCUCAUCUCCAGGCCAUGAAGCGACUGCGACUGGAUUCCAAUGCAUUAAACUGUGACUGUGAACUACUGUGGCUAGCCGAUCUGCUGAAGCAGUACGCUGAGUCUGGCAACGCUCAGGCUGCUGCCACCUGCGACUACCCCAGCCGCCUGCAAGGCCGAUCAGUGGCGACGCUCACCGCCGAGGAGCUCAACUGUGAGGUUCCCAGGAUCACAUCAGAGCCCCAGGAUGUGGAUGUUACAUCAGGAAACACCGUCUACUUCACCUGUAGAGCUGAAGGCAACCCUAAACCACAGAUUAUCUGGCUCAGGAACAACAAUGCGCUAAACAUGCGCGACGACAGCCGUCUGAACCUGCUGGAAGACGGGACGCUGAUGAUCCAGGACACCAGGGAGACGGAUCAGGGAGUCUACCAGUGCAUGGCCAAAAAUGUGGCGGGAGAGGUGAAGACUUCACAGGUCACACUGCGAUACUUUGGAGCACCGUCAAGGCCCAGCUUUGUGAUCCAGCCCCAGAACACAGAGGUCCUGGUGGGGGAGAGUGUGACCCUGGAGUGCAGCGCCACAGGCCAGCCGCAGCCUCGGGUGUCCUGGACGAAGGGCGACCGGACCCCCCUUCCCAACGAUGCCCGCAUCAACAUCACCCCCUCUGGAGGGCUUUACAUCCAGAACGUGGACCAGGCUGAUGGAGGACAGUACACGUGUUUUGCCUCCAAUAAUGUUGAUACCAUCCAUGCUACAGCUUACAUCAUCGUACAAGCGAUCCCUCAGUUCACCGUCACACCACAGGACCAGUUAGGCCUGGAAGGUCACACUGUGGAUUUCCCCUGUGAGGCGACGGGUUACCCACAGCCGGUGAUCGCCUGGACUCGAGGGGGCAGCCCAUUACCUUUGGACCGCCGUCACGUCAUCCUGCCUUCCGGGACACUGCGCAUCACUCGGGUGGCGGCCCACGAUGAGGGCCAGUACGAGUGCCAGGCGGUCAGUCCCAUGGGGACUGUGCGCACCGCUGUGCAACUUAGCAUCCAGCAGAGAGUAACGCCUGUUUUCACAAAUGCUCCAAGGGACCUGACGGUGGAGUCUGGCCAGGACGUGCAGAUUCCCUGCAGUGCUCAGGGCCAGCCACAGCCGGUCCUCACCUGGAACAAGGAUGGUGUUCAGGUGACAGAAAGUGGAAAGUUCCACAUCAGCCCCGAGGGUUACCUGGAGGUGAAGGACGUGGGCACGGCUGAUGCCGGACGCUACGAGUGUGUCGCCCGCAACCCCAUCGGCUACCAGGUGGCUAGCAUGGUGCUCACUGUGACAGUACCUGCGGUCAGCAGAGAGGGUGACACCUUCGUGAGCACGUCCAUAGAGCAGGCCAUCCGUAAUGUGGACAGCGCCAUUGAGUCGACGAGGAGACGUCUCUUUGAUGGUCAGCCUCGCACCCCAGGGGAAUUGCUUGCACUUUUCCGGUAUCCACGUGACCCCUACACUGUGGAGCAGGCGCGUGCCGGAGAGAUCUUUGAGCAGACUCUGCUGCUCAUCCAGAACCAUGUCAACCAGGGUCUCAUGGUCGACACCAACGGCACCGCAUUUCGCUACAAUGACCUGGUUUCCCCCCGCUUCUUGGAUAUGAUUGCCAACCUAUCCGGCUGCACGGCUCACCGCCGCUUCAACAACUGCUCUGACAUCUGUUUCCACCAGAAGUACCGCAGCCAUGAUGGCACCUGCAACAACCUGCAGCACCCUAUGUGGGGCGCCUCACUCACCGCCUUUGAGCGACUCCUGAAGUCUGUCUACGAUAAUGGUUUUAACCUACCACGAGGAGCCACUGACCAGACCCAUAAUGGUUACAGGCUACCACUGCCAAGGUUGGUGUCCACCACGAUGAUUGGAACGGAGAGCAUCACCCCCGAUGACCACUACACGCACAUGCUCAUGCAGUGGGGUCAGUUCCUGGACCAUGACUUGGACUCCACAGUGGCGGCUCUAAGCCAGUCUCGGUUUUCCGAUGGCCAGCUGUGCUCUCAGGUGUGCACCAAUGAUCCGCCGUGCUUCCCAAUCCAAUUCCCACCCAAUGAUGAGCGGCAGCUGCGAAGUGGCGCCCGCUGCAUGUUCUUCGUCCGAUCCAGCCCGGUGUGCGGCAGCGGGAUGACAUCUCUGCUCAUGAACAGCGUUUAUCCGAGAGAGCAAAUCAACCAGCUAACCUCCUACAUCGAUGCCUCAAACGUCUACGGCAGCUCACGGCACGAAUCGGAGGAAGUCCGUGACUUGGCCAGCCAGAGGGGUCUCCUGCGCCAGGGGAUCAUACAGCGGACGGGAAAACCACUGCUGCCAUUUGCCACUGGGCCGCCUACCGAGUGCAUGAGGGAUGAGAAUGAGAGUCCAAUUCCAUGUUUCUUAGCUGGAGACCACCGGGCCAACGAGCAGCUCGGUUUGACCGCCAUGCACACGGUGUGGUUCAGGGAGCACAACCGCAUAGCUACAGAGCUGCUGAGGCUGAACCCCCACUGGGAUGGGGACACCAUCUACCACGAGGCCAGGAAGAUCGUUGGCGCCCAGAUGCAGCACAUCACCUACAGUCACUGGCUGCCGAAGAUCCUAGGCGAAGUAGGCAUGAAAAUGAUGGGGUCAUACACCAGCUACAACCCCAACAUUAACGCCGGCAUCUUCAACGCGUUUGCCACUGCUGCUUUCCGCUUUGGCCACACCCUCAUCAACCCGAUCCUCUACAGGUUAGACGAGGAUUUCCUGCCUAUCCCACAGGGCCACAUCUCUCUGCACCGGGCCUUCUUCUCCCCGUUCCGCAUCGUGAAUGAGGGUGGCAUUGACCCGCUGCUUCGCGGACUCUUUGGCGUCGCUGGUAAAAUGCGUGUAACCACGCAGCUUCUGAACACCGAGUUGACAGAGAGGUUGUUCUCCAUGGCUCAUGCUGUGGCUCUGGACCUGGCCGCUAUGAAUAUACAGAGAGGGAGGGAUCACGGCAUCCCACCGUAUAAUGACUACAGGACCUUUUGUAACCUGACCUCAGCUCAGACGUUUGAUGACCUGAGGAACGAGAUUAAGAAUCCUUCUGUCAGAGAGAAACUGCAGAGGCUGUAUGGCACUCCUCUUAACAUUGACCUGUUUCCUGCCCUCAUGGCUGAAGAUCUUGUCCCUGGCAGCAGACUGGGUCCCACCCUCAUGUGUCUCCUCACAACUCAGUUCAGACGUCUGCGUGAUGGUGACAGGUUCUGGUAUGAGAACUCUGGUGUGUUCACUCCUGCCCAGCUGACCCAGUUGAAGCAGGCCUCCCUGACCCGGGUGCUGUGUGAUAAUGGCGACAACAUCACCCGCAUCCAGCGGGACGUGUUCAGGGUGGCCGAGCUGCCUCACGGCUACGCCAGCUGUGAUGAUAUUCCUCAGAUCGACCUGCGCAUGUGGCAGGACUGCUGCGAAGACUGCAGAACCAAGGGUCAGUUCAAUGCCCUGUCGUACCACUUCAGGGGGCGCCGGUCAGCAGAGCACAGCUACAAAGAGGAUAAACCUGCCAGCAGCUCCCAGGAGAACAGCUCAGUGGAGGAAGCCCCGGGAAGUCUUAUAAAUAUCACAGUUCAGACCUCCAGGAAGAGCACUGAACCCUCAAUCAAUGACUUCCAGGAUUUUGUCUCAGACAUGCAGAAGACGAUCACCAGCUUACGAAAGCAGAUUAAAAGACUUGAAGCCCGUUUGAGCAACACUGACUGCACUGACAGCGAGGGCCGUGAGCGAACGGACGGCGAACGCUGGAAAAAGGACUCGUGCACCACGUGUGAAUGCCGAAACGCCCAGCUGACCUGCUUUGUGGAGUCCUGUACAGCGGCCGAGUGCAAGCGGCCCGUCAAGCUAAAAGGCAGCUGCUGCCCGGUGUGCCUCGAGCAGCAAAGAGCAGACACCCACCACCCGUAAUAACCCUCAGGACCCCCCGACAAGCACACACUCUGGUGUCUGAACGUCGUACACUCGCACUCGGUUGUAUCGAGAGGACAUAAGACUCGUGAAAGUGUGUGGCUCAACAGCCACCGAUAACCUCGAUGGACCCAACAGCCUUGCCUCAGUUUUUUUGUUUUCUUUGGGGAGGAACUUUUUUCCUGCUUGUUGCAUCCAGCAGUGUGAGGCUCAGUUUGAAAUCCUCCGGCGACAAGUCACUUUCACUAAAUGGAUUUAUGUCUGAACCGAUGGAUGAGUGGGCAUGAGAAGGACAAACCUCUCCUUCCUCCUCGCUCACUGAGGCUUCUGAAGUGUCACAACCAGCCACUGUUUGCUGUCCUGCGUCUUACACGAUAAGACGCAGGUCCAGUUGCAUUCGACAAGCAGGAAAUAUUCACAAGAUUCUCAGGUUAGAGAUGCCAAAAAUUGGUGCUAUUUCACCUUUUUUUUUUUUAUUACAAUUUAAUCACUAAACCUUUAAAGUAUUGUCUUUUAUAUGCCAAGCAAUCUAUAUACACUCAGUAUGUCUUUUAAUGAUACAUCACAGUUGAAAGGAUGGUUAUAUUCAAACUAAAAGACUUCUUACGAUUAGCGUUACUUCAUUUUUUUAACCCACGGUGCUUUAUAUCAUGUUAUUCUGUUCUUCUCUUCCCUUUAUUGUAAAAAAAUGCUUACGUAUGAAGAAAAUGUGAAGCCCUACGAAAAUGUUUCUAAUGCAAAAGAAAUGUCUACUGAUUUCUGCUCCACUGAUAACUUCCUGUGCCGAACACUCGGGCCGGCUCUUGCUCUCUGUGCUCCUUUCCCAGUUUUAUUUUGCAGUGAAAGACAAACUAUUUUUACCACUGUGUUCACAUGUUGUGAACUUUAUUCCAGUGUUUUCCUCAGUAUUAUAAAGCCAAAAGUAUGAUUUUAGUCAGUUUUGAAAUUGUGUAGCACGUCUAUGUAUGAAUUUUGUACUAGUCAGGAUUUAGCCUUUGGUACUGCUAACAUACCGUGGCAGUAUUCUCACUUUGACCAACUCACAGUGGUUUUUUAUUCAUGUCUAGACUGUAGCCAGGGUGUAGGUAGACAGAUUAGCUCAUUGCAGUUAAAUAAAUGUUUGACUGGACCUGAACAAGUUUUAGCAGAAAUGUUCACAGCCAACCUGGAUAACAAUGAUUAUCAGCAGCAGCAGAUUAACAGAAUUAUGGCUACCUGCACAAUAAGUAAGCAGAACAGUCAUGGAAAAAAAGAAAGUACUUCAGCCAUGUUGCAGAUCUGAAUUUAAAUUUCAAAAAAAUCAUUAGAGCUGCAGUGCAAAUAUCUUUUGGAAAUAUUGCACCUGAUUUUUGUCAACUAAGGGAAUGCUAACUUCUAGAUUGGCCUAUAAAAAUGUGUCAUCCACGUGACUUUGCUGACUAACGGUUGGCUAAAAGUUAUCCAGAUCCAGUUUUAAGUGAUUUAAAGUGAAUUUGAAAAUGAAAGGUGCUGAAAGAGUAUAUGUAGUCCGUCUCACAAGGCUGCGGCUCAGAUGAAAAAGGUUGGGAAUCACUGCCAUACACGGCACACAGCUGAAGGACUGCUAACUGUUCUUCUCUGCAGCUCUCCUGGUCCAAGGACACGCUUGCAUGCAUUCCUUUGCCCACCAGCCCCCCCUCCAGUUUCUGUUCAUGUCCUCAGUCUUCACGGGGGAGACAUACAUUCUUCAGUGUUUAUAUAGGUUAGGAAUGCUGACCCUGCUCAUGUUUCUUUGACAUAUUGAGGAUUUUGAGUCUGGAGUGACGUCAUUUAGCUGAGCAUAUGUGGAGCGCAGCCCUCAUUCCUUCAUAAUUGAAGCCAUAUGAGAGAGGAAGCGUGGGUAAUGGUGGGGGGGAGGGGUGCUCACGAUUGGGGUAUUGUGUCAUUUGAGACUAGUCUUCGCUGUCACUCUGUCUGUCAGACAGGUUUACCGUCUUUCAUACGUACUGUACAUACAGAGACCACUCCUCGUACUCCGUGCACUGACUUGCUGUGCGUAACACACGUCACGUUCUUGUCUUCCUGCAGUUCCUCCUGAUUGUGUUGGAGCAGCUGCAGUUUUCCUUUGUUGUUGUUUUCUUUACAUGGUAACAUCCUGAGCAAGCAUCUGUCUAAACACAAACAGGCCGAUUACACCCUGGACGCUCACUGUCACACUGGUAAACUAGUAUCAUGUCAUACUGGACAGGUUUGUGCAUCAAACUGCGAGUUUGCAGUUGUGUAUUUGUCUCCUACAACUCCUUGGUGUGUGUGUGUGUGUGUGUGUGUGUGUGUGUGUGUGUGUGUGUGUGUGUGUUACUGUGUCUUGAUAUCUUUUCCAAAUCUUAGCCUGUUACUGAGAGAAAGAGACAAAUAGCAUUUUGGCAAGCGUGCCAAGGUUUGGCUGCCAAAGCACUGUGUGCUGUUUGUGUUACUUGUCUGUCUCUUGAUAUAUGUGUUGUAUGUGUAGGUCCCCCUCUUUUCAUUUCCUCUGGAUAAAAUUCCAAGUGUCAAUGGAAUGCACUGCUCUGCAAAACUGAACAUGCUUUACCUACACUGUCCCCUAAGCAGUGGUCAUUGUGGAUAACCUAGUGCCUAUCAUGACAGUUGUAUUGUACAUUUGCCAAAGAAUGGUUUGCACUGUAAUGUAUGCUUCUCGACAGUAAUAAAUAAAUAAAAAGCCACA